CUAAAAUGUGGAGUGAAUAGCCACUAAAAAAGUCUCAAGCACUUGCAUUUCCCCCCUAUAAAAGGGCAAAGUAUUAGUAGUCCUGGAGACAUGCUUGUUAUGCUUAGCUUGUUCUUCCUCUUCUCAUCAGUUUUGCUCAAUGGCUAAAUCCCAUUCUGCUAGUACUAUAAGCCCUUCCAUGAUUUCUAUAGCGCCACUACUAUUUGCCAUGCUGAUGGCUAGCUUAGACAGAACAGGUGCCCAAAUAGGUGUUUGUUAUGGAAUGCUUGGCAACCUACCACCACAAGGAGAAGUGGUAGCGCUUUACAACCAAUAUAACAUCCAAAGAAUGAGACUCUAUGAUCCAAACCAAGCUGCUCUACAAGCCCUCAGAGGCACCAAUAUUGAGCUCACCCUUGGUGUCCCCAAUGACCAGCUUGGAAACAUUGCUUCCAACCAAGCCAAUGCAAACACAUGGGUCCAAAACAAUGUGAAAAACUAUGGCAAUGUCAAAUUCAAAUACAUUGCAGUUGGAAAUGAAGUAGACCCCUUAGGUCCAAAUGCAAGGUUUGUUCUCCCUGCCUUGAGAAACAUACAAAAUGCAAUUUCCACUGCUGGCCUUGGCAACCAAAUCAAAGUUUCCACUGCCGUCGACACUGGAAUCCUAAAAGUAUCCUACCCUCCAUCAAAUGGCUCCCUCAAGCCCGAAUUCCGACCAUUUCUUGAUCCUAUCAUCAGCUUCUUAGUGAACAACAAGUCCCCAUUACUUGUUAACUUGUACCCUUAUCUUAGUUACAAGGAUAACCCCAAUGGCAUCCGCCUUGACUAUGCUCUUUUCACUGCUCCUUCAACUGUAGUGAGCGAUCCCCCACUCAGUUAUCGCAACCUUUUCGAUGCCAUUCUCGAUGCUGUUUACACUGCUUUAGAGAGGGCCGGUGGGGGGUCUUUGGUGAUUGUUAUAUCGGAGACUGGUUGGCCUUCAGCUGGAGGGACAGCGACAACACUUGAUAAUGAAAGAACUUACAUCAACAAUUUGAUUCAACAUGUGAAGGGAGGGACUCCAAAGAAGCCUGGAAGGCCUAUAGAAACUUAUGUGUUUGCCAUGUUUGAUGAGAAUCAGAAAAAUCCAGAGUUUGAGAAACACUGGGGGCUUUUUCUACCAAACAAGCAGCUUAAGUUCCAAGUUAAUUUCAACUAAAGAUUGCAUAUCAUGAGCACUUUAUGCAUGGAAUAAGAAAGCUUCUUGUUCUUCCUUUUUAUUAUGAUCAUAAAUAAAGAAGGCAAAUAAUCUUGGACUAAA
Quercus robur (English oak) is the source of this 1279-nucleotide messenger RNA. Its product is annotated as glucan endo-1,3-beta-glucosidase, basic isoform-like. Lineage: Eukaryota; Viridiplantae; Streptophyta; Magnoliopsida; Fagales; Fagaceae. The transcript is spliced from 2 exons. Bases 140 to 1177 code for a protein of 345 amino acids. Gene Ontology annotation, biological process: carbohydrate metabolic process. The record is from RefSeq and is a predicted model, not a curated record. Gene Ontology annotation, molecular function: hydrolase activity, hydrolyzing O-glycosyl compounds. Gene Ontology annotation, cellular component: plasma membrane; cell wall.